Messenger RNA from Trichobilharzia regenti, 2885 nucleotides. NCBI's taxonomy places the organism in Eukaryota, Metazoa, Platyhelminthes, Trematoda, Strigeidida, Schistosomatidae. The record is from the annotation of a GenBank genome assembly.
GGCAAAAAUAGCGCGUUGGUUAAACUUCAAGGUCGAUGCAAUUUUGCUGUUUAGCAGAUGUUACGAUUACGAGUCCCAGUUUUGUCGAUAUGCAGAUGUUCGAUUUCUGGGUACAUGGGAAGACUGUUUCACAGGCCUGUUCGAUCUUGGCACAGUCACCUUCAGUGGAAGAGUUUCGUAUGACAAAUGAUAUGUUGGCUGCACAUGUCAGAGAUCACUUUGCACAGUUCACGCUGUUAGAAAUGGGCUUGCGACAUCCAGAUUCUUUCAUGCAAGACUGUGCAUACCAUCAACUUACACCAGAGACUCGCAAACAGCUGAUUCAUAUUAUAUUAGGAAAGGGUUUUAAUACAAUUGAUAAAUUAUCUGUGAAAAUAUAGUUAGUUUUGUCACUACACUGUUGAUGAAUGCUUAGAUAUGAAAAGUCGAUUUUCACGUGUAUCCACAACUUAUGAUAAAGGCCGACAGUUAUCAAGUGCACACUUGUAGCUACACUGAAUUAACAUUUCAUAUUAUUUUAGAAGCUUUUUGCAUUCUCAGUAAUACUCUCUGUUCACACUUUAUGAAUAUUUGCAGGAUUGGUAAAGGUCAAAUGGUAUAUUAAUUUAGACAGCAUCGUGCUCUUGUGUAACGUAGAGACUAAUUAAAUCACAAUUGUUAUUUCCCUAUCCUGGUAUUAUAAAUCCGUAGGACCAUUUCUACUAGAACUGUUAAAACGAGCAACGAAAUUCAGUGAGUCAGUAUAUAGUAAAUCCAUAAGCAUCAGUAGAACUGCACUUACUUCAAGACUUAUGUUGAUGUAAGUACAGAAAUAAGUGCAGUGUUGCGUCACAAUACAAACAAAAAAGCAUGAUAACGCGUAUAAUAUUUUGGUGCUUCAAUUAUGUGUGUUAAAAUCCAAGGUGUACAAAUUUAACAAUUAAUUCACCAAAUCCUAACUCGCUAACUUUCUUAUGGUGUUUUAAUUUUAUGUCGUAAUAGGAAAGCUUCCAAAUAUGCUUGAGUUAAUGUUAUUGAUCAGUCGGUAUAACUCUUUUUUGUAGACUAAAUGCUAAAAGAAUAAAGCUGUUGCUUUGUGAGAAAGUUAGUCAACGUAGAUGCAUAGAAUUUGUCAGGUUAUCCCGUUUUACAAGGCAUGACAUAUUAAAACAGUAUUAUCAUUUGGAUUAGAUACAUGCUAUGUUCUCAAAUGGUUCCGGUAAUAUUUCCACAAAGUCCGAAAUCUGACCAUCAGUUGUAUGCAGCAUAUUUCACAGACAUCAAACAAUAUUCUCCAACAGUUUAAUUAGUUUAUGUGCAACUCUGUACAUAGUCCCAGUGCUUUUCUAAAGUGGCAUUCAAAAAGUCAACGCAAUUUAAAUGAUAAUACCGGAUAAAUUCAUAAAAUUGGAUCCAUUACUUUUGAUUGGACAUUAACUAGUGUAAUGUGUGUAGUCCUUUUGUUUACUGCAGACUGAAUUCCAUCUGUCACUGGGUGACACGAGUUUGAAUUUCAGCAGAGACAUGAGUUCCUUCAAGAUUGCAGAUACUCCUUGCUGACGAGUGUCAACAAGCACGAAACUUGGGCUCAAGGUUUCCUGCCGAUUUCCUACAACCAACUUAUUUAAUCCAUUAUACUGAUACUGUCUAAUCCGCAACUAUUUGGUUAUAAUUUGAGUGUUUAAGUCAACGAGGCGUAACUUCAAAAAGAGAUUAACGGGGAAAGCAAAUGUUAGUUAAUAGCUCUGCAAGUUAUGUUGCUACAGAACAUUUCUUCGAAGUUAAAAUCAUGUUCGUUUGUCCUAUGAAUGACGAGGAUGCCUUUAAAUGUUUUUCACCAAUUGAUAAAAGUUGCUUUUAUACAGAAUAAUAUUAUUAUUCUACUCUUAUUUGUUUAUAUGAAUAUUAUGUCUCCUAGGUAUUAUUCUCUUGAUGAAAGUUUUUUACGUGAACUUGUUGGUCGAAGACUGUCAAAUAAAUCUCGACGUGAAAUAGCCGACAUUGCUGAAAAAUGUGAACUGCAGUUGAGAAGUUGUAAAAGACAAUUCGAUAAUUUGUCUUGUGUUGCUCGUCGGACUGAAGACUUACCUGGUCGUCUAAUUGAUAAUAUAAAGAAUUGUUUUCUUUUACCAGAACGCCUUGCUGAAUGUUAUGCAGCUGUUAUAUUUAUUACAAGUAAUAGAUUCGAAACGUCCAAAAAGAGCCUUUCAUAUCUUACAUUUGAGAAUUUAGCAUAUUGUGCAGGUCAACUGAUGGCACAUUGGUCAGCUAGUGGUAAGGAUUCAAAAGGUGAAACACUUGUCGGUAUUGAUUUGGAUUUACAAUUUUUGCAUGAUUUAAAGGAAUUCAAACCAUUAAUAGAAAAGAAGGAAUAUUUAGAUAAACAUAAACAAUUUGUUAUCCGUAGUCUUACUGAACUUCAAGCAAGGAUUAUUUUAACAAAUUUAGAACCAAACUUUAAACCUAUUUCAAAGGCAAUCAUAAAUUUAGCCUGUGGUCUAAGUCAUGCUCGAGAAAUGCGUGACUUUUUCUUAGAUAUCAACGAAAAAAUAAUUGAACAAAUGCGUGCAUUGAAAUGGCCAUCAAAAGAAGUUCAAUUGUUUUUCGAUGCCUAUCAUAAUACAGUUAAAGCUUUACCACCAGGAAGGUCACCUACAUUUCUCAGCAUAUGGACACGUUUUAUUAUUCCAUUCUCUAACUGUGUAAUGCAUUUAUAUCAUAAUUGAACAGUGUUAUAUUUUAUAAUGGUUAUGGUCCUGUUGUAAAUAAGAACAUUCUAGUCAUGGUAGAUAGAUAGUUGUUCUUGUCUAGUACUUGCAUGAAUUUUUGAUUUUAUACAAAAUACUUUAUUCUCUGGUUUAUUUAUUUAUAUAUUCUUGUAAAAGCCAAUAAAAUUCUUCUCAUAA